CUUUCAUCCACAGUCAAUGAGGACCACAGCCAGUGUGAAGAGGAAGAGCAUUCGGAGCAAAACAAAUCCCAUCAGGAUCCCAAUACCGGAGUGACGUGGCUCACCUUUUACGCCACUCGACCCAGAAACUGAAGAGUAAUUGUAGGUUAAUGAACAGCUGAAUGAUGUGCCCCUCUGGACCACCUGUGUGAGCAUUACAGUCGAGGCGGGAGAUGGCCAGAGCUUGUCCCAGGAGAUGGGUGACGUACUCACUCAGGUAGGGCCUGAUUUUCCUGAUGUUGUACAGUGCAAAGCAGCACAACCGGGAGGCAGAGGCUUCAUGCUCAGAGAAGUGUGAAAUGAUUUAAGAUGUCAGACAAGGAGAGUCACACAGACCCUGGGGCUGAGGGUGUCCAGGAGCAGCCAUCUCCCAGCCCCACAGAGAGCCCCACAGAGAGCCCCACAGAGAGCCCCACAGAGAGCCCCACAGAGAGCCCCACAGAGAGACCCACAGAGAGACCCACAGAGAGACCCACAGAGAGACCCACAGAUGCUCCUGGCGAGAUGUCCUCCGACGUCGCCCCGACACGCAAGACACGGAGACGGCCAGAACACAAAGCAGCGGCCCCUUCAGACGUUCCUAAUCCACCGGAGGAGGCAGACACUAAAACAGAACAGCAGAAGGCUUCCAGUGACACUGCCGUGAUGGAGGGUGGAUGGGGGUACUGGGGCAGCUGGGGGAAGUCACUGUUGUCCACGGCAACGGCCACUGUGGCAACCGUAGGUCAGGGUAUCUCCCAGGUGAUUGAGAAGGCAGAGACCACGCUCGGGAUCCCCAGCCCAGAGGAACUCUCUGCACAGGCUCCGGAGGAGGACAGCACGGAAGCAGGGGGCACUGCUGAGGCUGAGGAUGAGGGUGACACGGCGAUGGGAGGAGCCCUGGGGAUGCUGUCAUCCCUCACCAGCGUGAUGCAGAGCACAGGUAAAACGGUCAUAACUGGUGGUUUGGACGCUCUGGAGUUCAUCGGUAAGAAAACGAUGGACGUGAUCGCUGAGGGAGACCCAGGGUUCAAAAAGACCAAAGGCCUGAUGAUCAGAACGUCCACCCUCUCACAGGUUUUAAGAGAGGCCAAGGAGCGAGAGGAGCAGCAGACCGGCGAGGAGUUCUCCUCAGACGUGGAGAAGAAGGCCCACUACGGCAUGCUGUUUGAUGAGUUUCAGGGGCUGGCCCACCUGGAGGCGCUAGAGAGCUUGUCUAGGGAGAGCGAGAUCAAGGUGAGAUCCGUCUUGACCACCAUGUCUGGGGACGAGCUGGCCCAGCUGAAGGACGACCUGGCGGAGAUUAAAGAGCCUUUCUCCCUGGUGGAGUUUGAUGACGACGAUGACGACACUAAAGAGGACGAUGAUGGUGUGGACUUUGCCAAAGAGCUAACACAUGCCAUGAGUCGAUUGUGUUUAUCCACUACAGCAGACAAGCUCAGUCAGGCUAGAACAAAUGUGCACGAUCGCAUCGCUGAUAUUAAAUCCUCCACUGCAACGCCAGCGCAGGAAGAGGAUGGCACAGAGGAGAAGGCCAGAACACAGUACACUACAGAGGAUGUGCACUCCUCGGCCAUCAGAAGCUUAGCCGAGCUCACGGCCAAGUCUAUAGAGCAGUUCCACAAAGUGGCUCAGGUGGUCCUGCACAGUACCAGUGGCAGUGCUGAGGUCUCCACCAUGGACCAGGCCAAAGCGCUCGCUCAGAUCACGGUUCUGCUGUGUAAGGAGAUUUCUUUCCUCUCGAAGAGCUUCACUUCCUGUCUCACUACAGUUGGGUCAAAUGAGAAAGGGGAGAUCCUGAACCCACUGAUAACUGGAGUUUUCCUGGAGGCCUCCAACAGCGCCUCCUACAUCCAGGACGCCCUUCAGCUCCUCAUGCCAGUGCUGGAGCUGGCACACAUCCAGAAGACGGCCGACUCUGCCCAGUAGACGCCUCGCCCACCUUGCCACCUCACAGUGCCAAAGAGGGACUUCCUUCCCUUACCACAGCAGGGUCUGGGGGCCUGCUGCUCUGUGAGGGACACUGUUUCAGGGUCUGGAUGGUUUUUUUUUAGGAGGGAAACCAUAACAUCAUAAUUUAAAGGGGAUAGGGGCCUUCAUUUUCAAAGACCUUCAGAGUCAGUCCCAUUCCAAAUACUGGUUCUUUAAGCAACGUAUAUGAUUAUAUACAUAUAUCUUUUUUUUUAAUGUAUGCACAUGGUGUCAAUCAAAAGUUUGAGCAGACUCACUAGAGCCAAGGUUUAUACUGUCCUUUCCAGAGAUGUAUUAACAUAACAUAACAACCCAAUUAACUUUCAUGACCUUGUGACCAUGAAUGGAAAUAUUUUUAAUACAAUUUAAAGUGAAAAUGGAUAGUGGUUAGAUAUCGCAAAAAAACAAGUUUCUGUAAAAACUUAACUUACUGUAAAAAAACUACAGUGUUUGGCCUAAGAAUUCAACUGUCUUGGGUACGCUUUGCAAAGACCUGCAACUGAACUGAACUGCAUGAAACUGAAGCCUUUCAACACAUGGACAGCAAAAACUAUUUUCCAAAAUUAGUUCAUAAUUCAAAAAUAAGGACAUAUAUAUAUAUAUAUAUAUAUAUAUAAGUAUAUAAGUGGUAAAAUAAAGGAUGGUAUAUGCUCAAAUAUUUGCCUGAUGCUGAUGUUUACAUGUAAUAGUAUAUAAUUCUGCAGUUAGUCUUACUUCUGCCACCUCUGUUGUGUUUCAUAUAUGAUGCUUAACUGUGACCCAUGUACACAUAGUUAAGAUGUUUAAUUACACAGACAUGCCACCUCUGUUAUGUUUCAUACAGUAUAUGAUGCUUAACUGUGACCCAUGUACACAUACUGUAUUUAAGUUUAAUUACAGACAUGGUGCGGCCUCUUAUUCUGCAGAAAUGUGUUGGCUCUCAUUACAGUAAACAUGUCCCAAUGCCCUGGGUCUAAUUUAUGGAUACAUGUAGGUAUUUUUGGAAUAAACAUGCUUUCCUAAUUAA
Clupea harengus (Atlantic herring) is the source of this 2995-nucleotide messenger RNA. It is a transcript of the gene fam114a2, whose product is annotated as family with sequence similarity 114 member A2. The transcript is spliced from 15 exons. NCBI's taxonomy places the organism in Eukaryota, Metazoa, Chordata, Actinopteri, Clupeiformes, Clupeidae. The record is from RefSeq and is a predicted model, not a curated record. The coding region runs from base 349 to 1947 and encodes 532 amino acids.